UUCUCUUUUCAGGCCAACUCAUCGGUCUUUUUGACAUAAAAUGAAUAAAAUUGGUUUUGUAAUGUUAUGAAUUCUAUUAAUUUGUUAUUGUUUAAGUAAUAGUAAUACUAAUAAAAUGGAUACUUACGCUUUGCUACUGUUGCUUAGUGUUUUUUGGCAUUACACUGAUGCGAUUAUGUGGAGUUUAGCUCCUAACACCCAGAAAUGUUUGAAGGAAGAAUUACAUGCUCAUGUGCUAGUAGCUGGAGAAUACGAAGUUACCGAAGUCCCUGGACAGAGAGUGGAUUACAUUAUUCGUGAUUCUAAAGGAAACAUUCUGUCACAGAAAGACACCGUAAAUAAAGGCAAAUUCACAUUUGUCACAGAAAUUUAUGAUACAUUUGAAGUGUGUUUCAUUUCCAAAGUACCACCAGAACGCCGUGGCAUCAGUCAUGAUGUAACCCUUGACAUCAAAGUUGGAAUUGAGGCUAAGAAUUAUGAAGGGAUUGCAGAAGCAGCAAAGUUGAAACCUAUGGAACUUGAACUUAAGAGACUGGAAGAUUUAUCAGAGGCUAUAGUCCAAGAUUUCACUCUGAUGAGGAAAAGAGAAGAAGAAAUGAGGGACACUAAUGAGUCGACCAACAACCGAGUCCUAUUCUUCAGCAUAUUCUCAAUGGUCUGUCUUCUUGGGCUGGCCACUUGGCAAGUACUAUACCUACGCCGGUACUUCAAGGCCAAGAAACUUAUUGAAUAGCACCUUAAAUAAGUAGGUCCGUGGAUAAAGUUACAUUGUGUCUCACGCAUGAAUAUAUUUUAUAAAUAUAUGUACAUAUAGUUACAUUAUGAUUCAUAAUUGAAAUCAUAUCUUCAAUAUCUAGUGUCAAUGGGUAGAUUAUCGCAUGCUAGCGUUUCUAGAUAAUAAGAGCAUUAAAGUCUACUCUUUCUUCUACAUGCCUAUUAAGGCUGUAUACAGAAAGAAAGCAGGAAGCCGACCAACGCUUGUGAGCGCUGGUAACAGUUACAUAAAGGAAGCUGAUUGAAGCCAAGUUGUUCAUUAAUUUCAAAGGGCGGUGCCAGCGCUGACCAGCGCGUGU
Molecule: messenger RNA, 1073 nt
Organism: Chilo suppressalis (striped riceborer)
Lineage: Eukaryota; Metazoa; Arthropoda; Insecta; Lepidoptera; Crambidae
Source: the annotation of a GenBank genome assembly